Messenger RNA from Diatraea saccharalis (sugarcane borer), 3334 nucleotides. NCBI's taxonomy places the organism in Eukaryota, Metazoa, Arthropoda, Insecta, Lepidoptera, Crambidae. The record is from the annotation of a GenBank genome assembly.
AGUGUGCACUGAGUCGCCGCUGAGGCGCGAGGUACCUAUCGCCGCGAGUGUUGUGUGUGAAAGCGUCGUUCAGGAAUCGGUGUCACAUCCCUAUAAGAAGUACGGAAGAUCUAGUAAACAAUCAACAAGUGAGAAAACACGAAUAGAAUACAUACAAAAGGUGUGAUGGGAUCGCGAAUUUGAAAGAGGAUGGCGUUGCGCGGGGGUGGCGGAGGGACGGGGCGCUCUAGGGCAGACACGCAACGAGCUCUGGACGAGUUCGACGAGUUGGCGGGUCUGAGGAAUGAGCGUGCCGGGAGCGGAGGUGAAGGCCGCGCCCUCUAUGUGCUGGAACAUCUCGCUACUUUCACGGUUACGCGGGAGACUGGCAUAGUAUACCCUGCAGAUGGUAUGCGAAGACUGUUACAGCUCGAGAAGACUAAUGGAAUAUGGAGCCAAAAGAUGCAAUUAUGUUUAGAAGGGCAGUGGGUGCUCGUCAUGGACUACGAAACUGGAUCUAUAAUGGAGAGAUUUCCAGCGUCGUGGGUGCAUUCCCCGACUGCGUUCACAUCGCCUGAACCGGCGGAGUUGUACAACAACGUAGUGGCGUUCGUGGUGGGGGCGCCCGCGGAGGGGGGUGCGUCAGGCUCACCCGCCCCUGCACCCCCGCCCAACGCUCCCCCCCGCAGGGAGCUGCACAUCUUUCAAUGCCAUGAUGUAGCUGCUCAGGCGCUCGUCGAGGAACUCAAUGCACUCAAGGGAGUCGGCAGUGGCGGUUCGGGCGAGGGUGGUCGCGAUUUCAUCAUAGAAAGGGAAAGGGAACGAGAGAGGGAGAAUGAGAUGGAGAGACCGCGCAGACAGCAAAUGUCAGCGCAGUUGGGUCGCGGGGAGCGCGGCGGCUCGGGUGGCGACCGCGACGACGCAUCCUCCACCGGCUCCGAGCGGCUGUACGAGCAGGACAUCGCCAUCCUCAACCGGUGCUUCGAUGACAUCGAGAAAUUCAUCGCGAGACUGCAGCACGCGGCGGCGGCUUCGAGGGAACUCGAGCGACGGCGGCGGUCUCGCGGGAGAAAAAGCGGGGGCGCGGGCGCGGGGGAGGGCAUGCUCGCGCUUAGGACUCGCCCGCCACCUGAAAGGGACUUCGUUGAUGUCCUGCAGAAGUUCAAGCUGUCUUUCAAUUUGUUGGCACGCCUGCGGGCUCACAUACACGACCCCAACGCACCGGAGCUAGUGCACUUCUUGUUCACGCCGCUGGCUCUGAUCGUGGACGCAGCGCAGGACGCUGCUGACGGACGGUUGCCGUCGCGAGUCGUACAGCCGCUGCUGACGCGUGACGCACUCAAUCUACUCGCCAAUUGCGUCACUAGCAAGGAGACGGAGCUCUGGCAUUCUCUUGGUGACGCUUGGCUCGUGCCCAGGGAGCAAUGGAAGACGCCAAUCCCGCCGUAUCACCCUGUGUUCAUGGACGGCUGGUCGCCGGACUACCAAGUUGACGAUCAACCACUACGCAGAACGUCGCCACGUCGUAGCGAGCCAGGUCCAGGGCCGGUGGUGGCGGCCGAGCGAGCGGACAGCGCAGCGUACGCUUAUGAGCGCGACGAGCGUGACGAGCGAGACGACCUGUACGGUGAACAGUACGCGCCGUACACCAGUGGUCGGACACUAGCCCGUGACGACUCCGGAUCAGCAGCGUCAUCACCCGAUAGAGAACCUCCAUAUCGCACCGAUGACGACGAGCUGGGUGAGUCGUGGGCGCGGGGGGUGGCGGCCCGCGGGGGGCGUGUGGUGCGUGUCACGUACCCGCGUACAGCCAACAAUGACAAGGAACUCACUGUCGUGCGCGGGGAAUACUUAGAGGUGCUGGAUGAUUCGCGCAAGUGGUGGAAGGCUCGCAACAGACGCGGCGUGACAGCGCACGUACCGCACACGAUUGUGGCGCCCGCUUUCUCACCGCCCGCCUCCCCGCACCUCUACCCCAACCCUAUCUACACGCACUACCAGGAGGGCGGACGAGCAUCCGGCAGCAGCAGUCCAACAGGUCCGCCGGGUAGGGCGAUAGCGAGUGCCGCUCGUGAUAUUCGGGAAGCUCGGGAAGCUCGUGAUAUUCGGGACCCUCGUGAUGUCCGGGACGCUCGUGACGUCCGGGACGCUCGCGACGUCCGAGACGCUCGCGACGUCCGGGACGCUCGCGACGUCCGGGACGCUCGUGACGUCCGGGACGGUCGUGACGGUCGGGAUGCUCGUGAUGGUCGGGACAUGGGGGGAGCGAGGGACGCGGGGGGCGCGGACUGGAUCCGUCGCGAGCGACUCGGAAAGAAGGGCGAGUUCCGAUACUUUUAGCGUCGUCGCUCGUUCCAAACGAUCGCUCGUAGUCUACCUGAGCUCUAGCGGCUAUUGCGCGUACUCCCGCAUUUAAAUAUCGUUGUUCUGAUACGUAAGGCGACCUGUGAAAUUUUCAUAUACCAAAAAAUUACUCUCGUAAGUUUUUUAUCAGAAUUAUAUACCGGAGACUGCUAUUUAACUUAAAAGAGUAUAUUACUCAUUUUUACCGUUUCUGCCAUAGUUGCGACCAACGGAUCGAACUGCUUGUCUUCGCAUUUCCAGUAGUUUGGUAUUUAUAACUUAUAUAUAUGUAGAACGUUAGUGGUACAGUAGUGGAACGAGUGGCGGCGCGAUGCCCGCGCGUUGUGUGUCGCUUGUGUCGCUAAUGUGUGUAUUGUGUGUCGCGGUGUUCCUUGUGAUUGAAUAUUGAUAUAGUCACGUAACCUGUAUAUGAGAACGAUAGUUUUUCCAGUAGUAAUAAAUUGUAUCUUCAAUCACAGUUCACAUGUGAACAAAUUGCAUCAUAUUAUGAAAACGAUAGCCGAAAGCUGAUAUCAAUAUUUAGUCAACAAAAUUAUGUGUUAAUAUUAUAUUUUAUGCGUUACAAUAAAGACGCAAAUGCAAACGUCCAAGUAUGAUUGUUGACACUGUACUUUAUUGUGCACAAAUUAUGUAGAUGUGAAAAGUGAUAUAAUGUAACCUGUUAUUGAAAAAAAUAUGCAUUUUCGAAAAGAUAAUUAUUUGGGUUAUGUCACUUUUUGCGACGCGGUACAGUGUGUCGUGGAAUCUUAUUAGAGGAAGUAAAUACAUUAUGAUUGUUUUAUUAUUAAGAGUCUAUUGCCGGUCGUCAGGCGGCAACCGAGUCAAAAUAUUUAAAGAGAAUGCUAUGAAAUUGUAAAUGAUUAAGUUAAUGAUUCUAAAUAUAUUAAUAUAUCGUGUAAAGGAGCGGGCGCCCUCGUCCCUCCGCCUACAAACUAGAUAAUGCUCCGUUUGUUUAAGUACAUUUUUAUACAUUAAAUUUUUUCAUCAAACC